UUGCCCGCUGGAGCUGAAGCAGUUUUUCUAGGGGGGUUGCUGGAGCUGAAACUUUGUCUACCGGGUUGUUGUCACUGAUCCAAAUGGGGGGGGAAUGCGCUGUAGCAACCCUACUUCCAGCACCUGUGGCAAUCCCCCCGCCCGCACCCCAGCGUGACUGCAGUCCAGUUGUGUCCGUUUAAAUCGAUCUUGUCGGGGCCGCUCACCCCCCCCCCCCUUCGCUGAAAAUGUACGUGAGACUAAUCCAGUGUGUCACGGCUUGGGUUCGUCCUGCUCCACACCUGCAGUGGAAGGUGUAGAGAAAAUCCUGAAACUUCCACUGGAGGAUCAUAUGCUCUGUGACAUACACAAGUAACAGGCUUAACUUUUUUGCUUGGUCUGUCAAGCGCACAGAAGCGGCUCUUCGUUAUUUUAAUGUUAGCUUGCUGCUAAUGGGUGUAAGCAAACUGGAUGUUCUGUACCGACGGCUUCUCCUCACUAAACUUUUCAUCCGAGGAUGGGGAAGACCAGAUGAUCUGAAAAGAAUAUUUGAAUUCAGAAAGAUUAUUGGAAACAGGGAAAAAUGCCAGAAGCUGGUUUCAAGAGAUUAUCCAGUGUUCAUUGACAAGAUUGAGGAGCAAUCAGACUGUAAAAUACUUAACGGACAUUUCAUUUCCCCUUUGAUUCACUACAUUCCCAAUAUCCUGCCAGCUGAAUCCAUCAUAGCAAGGUUUCAAUUCAUACUACCCAAGAGAUGGAACAGCAAAUACAAACCUGUGUGCAUUCAUCUAGCAGGCACUGGAGAUCAUUACUACUGGAGAAGACGUACACUCAUGGCCCGCCCAAUGAUCAAAGAGGCCUGCAUGGCUUCACUUUUGUUAGAAAACCCUUACUAUGGCUGCAGAAAACCUAAGGACCAAAUGGAGGAAAGAAGAUCAAGUUUAAAAAAUGUCUCAGACCUGUUUGUGAUGGGAGGAGCUCUUGUUUUAGAAUCAGCAGCCCUUUUGCAUUGGCUAGAGAGAGAGGGCUAUGGACCUCUAGGGAUGACUGGAAUAUCCAUGGGAGGACAUAUGGCUUCAUUAGCAGUGACAAACUGGCCUAAACCAUUGCCAUUGGUUCCAUGUCUUUCAUGGUCUACAGCGUCUGGUGUUUUUACUACGGGUGUGAUGAGUAAAGCUGUGAACUGGAGAGAGCUAGAGAAACAGUACUAUACACAAACUGUCUAUGAAGAAGAAAUCAUUCAAAUGCUUGAAUAUUGUGGAACAGACUCUUUCAAGAUGGGACAAGACUUCGUUAAAAAUUCCCCCAACAGUGUGGACAGUCUGAACAACUUAGCUUUGACUUCCAGAAUGUUGAAUCUGGAUACCACAAGCAAAAUUUUGUCUACAGAAGCCAUUCACUGCCUUAGCACUAGUAAAAGUACUGCAUGUGCCUCAUCAGAAAGACUCUUGCUGCAAGAUGCACCUACAAUGCAGUGUAUAAAUGAAACAUUUUCAACGAGCAGCAGUAGCAAUAAGAACUUCAUCAAGCAGAAAGAGCGCUGGAUAAGUGAAGAAAGGAAAAGGGACACUUUACAGAGAGAAUCACAAAGGUUCAUGAAAGGAGUUAUGGAUGAAUGUACCCAUAUAGCUAAUUUCUCAGUUCCAGUUGACCCAAGCCUAAUCAUAGUUGUACAAGCCAAGGAGGAUGCAUAUGUUCCACGUACUGGAGUGCGCAGCCUUCAAGAUAUCUGGCCAGGAUGUGAAAUCAGGUAUCUGGGUGGAGGUCACAUCAGUGCCUAUCUCUUCAAACAAGGACUCUUUAGGCAAGCCAUAUAUGAUGCAUUUGAGCGCUUUCUUCAGAAAUAUGCUGUUUAAUUAUCUUCAUUAUGAAUUUGCUCAGUGUGGUCUUGUUUGAGCUUUCCGUAUCUGGAAUUUAAUAUUGGCAUGCUUUGGAAAGCCAGCCAGUUAAACCAGUAUUAAAUAGAUGAAUAUCAACAUCGAAUUUCAGACCCACCAGAUUCAAUAUUGGAAAUAAAAUAAUAAUAGUUUCAGUUCAACUAAAUGCCAAUCUCAGACACAUCUGCAUUAAUUUGAACCAUGAAAAUGUUAGCAACAUUUUGUUAAGGUAUGAGGGGAUUCUAUGUAUUUCAUAUUGUCUGUUUUAUAACUUUACGUGUGACAUAAUGUUCUAUACUGAAUAGUUUGCAUAUCUGCUGUAAAGAGACCAAUGUAAUGCCAAAAGAACUGUUGAAAUCUCUCCUUACGGAUUUUAACACUGUUCUAAAUUUAAUACAUUGCUAUUUUUCCCUGUUACUAUUUUUUUUCCUGCCCUCUAUCCUGUGCUGCUGAUAGAGAUUUAUUUUUAGAAAAGGUUCCUCCUGUAAGCCCAGCCUCAUAUGUUUCAUUCACUAUUGUGACUUAAAAUGGCAGGAAUAAAUAAGAGAAGAAGAUGGACAGCAAUGGGGAGAGAAAAGUCCAUGAGUGUUGUAUAGAAAAAAGUAAAUAAAUAAUUUUUAUUGACAUUUGAACGUAUUCUCUAUUCUUGAAGUCUUUUUCUAUUUAAAAACAUAUAGUUCAUGCACAAUAAUUGUAUAGAUUUUAUAGCUGAAAGAGAAUUACUGGUGCUCUAUUUUCAGAUACUAAUUACACAUAAAAAUCAGAGAAUGUAGAAGUUUGGUCCUACCAGAACUUUAUAACAGAAUUACUUGAAAUGAAAAGAGCUUUUGUUACAUAUUCUGCAUUAAGAUUAUUUAACACAAAGACUAUUGAUUUGUAUGUAUUGUUUAAAACAAUGUUUAUUCUUCAGUAGAGUAAGACAACCUAUGUUUCAGAUACAUGGACAGAGUCCUUUUUAAAAAUGUAAUCCACACAUGACUGCCAGCGUACCUUUUUUUUAAACUACAGGUUGAACCUCUGUAAACUGGGACACUCUGAUCCGGACCAUGGAUGUUCCAGGACCAGAGAAUCCUGGUGGAGAGAUGGUGCCUAGGAGCUCUGUGGACUGUCAGGGUUGCGGGCUGCGGGCCCUGAGCUGUCACUAGGGUCAGGAGUCUAGUUGACCACACCUGAGAAGCGGGGCGUGCCCCAGCAGGGCUGCCUGGAGGAGCCAGGAGUGGCGUGCCCCAGCUGGGCUGUUCAGCUAGGCUGCUUGGUGAGGCAGGAGCCUGGUGCACUGCGAGCUAUGUUGCUUGGCAUGGCAGGCAAAGGGGAUGGCAGGGGACUGGCAGGGCAGCGGGGUUUAUGGCAGGUCUAGCACUUGGGGCAGUAGUAGGGGGGCCCAGAAAUAACCUCCCCUGGUCCGGCAAAAUAACUCAUCAGGGACUGGUCAGGUCCAACCUGUAUAUGUUAGCUAAAUGGAGGAUUACAUUACAGAAGAUAGCAGUUCAGAUCACUAUCUCCUAAUUUUACAAUAAAUGUUUUAAGUGGAUGAAAGUAAAAUAUUUAGGAUUCUGAGCAUGUUUAAAGAAUUAAUAGAAUUGGUAUCUUUAUAUAUGACCUGAAACUUGCCUUAAUAAACUAAUCUAUAGUUUAAAAGUAGUUAUCCAUUAAACACUUUCUGCAGUACUCUUAAAAAUUAUAAUAGACUGGGAGAGGAAGCUAUAGCUGAAGCAAUUUUUUUUACAUUUUGGUAUAGCAGAUGACUGUGAAUUACAAAUCCUUCCCCCCCCCCUCCCCACAAGUUCAGGGUAAUCUUUGACCUAUAAAGGAUAUGGAGCAAAUAAAAUGUUGCUUGUACGCUCUUGAAAACUAGUCUUGUAAAUGAGGGUAGUAAAUGGAAUAGUAAGUGUCAAUCUGUAAAUUGGAUAACAAGUCCAAAAAAAAAAAAAUCCUGAAACACAUACAUUUGUAGUAAUUAAAUUUUAUUUCAAGUUCCAAAUGUGCUGGAAUUCUGCCACACUGCUUUUUCUAUUAACUGAAAUGUUUAAAAUGGAAUUUCAUUCUUUUCUUGAUGCGUAGUUUUAUAGAAAAUGUGUAACAGAGUGAGCAAGUGGUAAGUUUCAUCUAGUGUCUUAAAAUAUUUGUACUAUUAAAAUACUGAAUGUUUAUUUAGAAAAUGCAAGGCUUCAAAAGUCAAUACAUGUAAGAUUAAUUUUUAAAUUAAAGAUGUGAGUGCAGUACUAAAAGGUGUAUAUAAAUUAUCUGAUAUACUACUUGUUGUUUGCUUUUGUAAACUGCGGUCUCUUACAAAAGAGAGUUGUUUAAAAAUUAGCUAAGAAUUGGCAAAAUCCAGACAGAUGGCCACAUUCUGAACUACUUUAACUGUGUUUAUGCCAUGUUCUUUUUGCAGCUAUAAAGGGGGAAAAUCUGUGGCAGAGGAAAGGCUUGAAUGCCUGAAUGAAAGCAAAGACAAAAAUUUGAAGGGUGUCUUAAAUGAGCUAGUUUCUAGACUCCAAACUAUAAUCUGCCAAAUUAACUUCUAGAAAUUAUAGAUCUAAUGGAAAACUGGCAUCCAAGGUAUUUGAUGGUUGCACUAGCAAGAUUUUAGUCUCAAAAAAACUUUACCAUGUGUUAAGCAAACUUGUUAUGUUUAGCCUCCGUGUGGAAGUCAGUUUUCCGAUUAGCAUGGUGAAGUAUUAGUAACAUUAUUGAUCUGAAACUUGACUGCAUAUUGAAUUCUAAUGUAAAAAUUCAAUGAAAACAAAAGAUACUGUAUGCCUAUACAAGCAGUCCCCGAGUUACGUGGAUCCGACUUAUGUCGGAUCCCUACAUACGAAC
Messenger RNA from Pelodiscus sinensis (Chinese soft-shelled turtle), 4676 nucleotides. Lineage: Eukaryota; Metazoa; Chordata; Testudines; Trionychidae. The record is from RefSeq and is a predicted model, not a curated record.